UGAUAGCCAAGAAUAAGCAUUGUUCUGGGCUCCUUGCAAGAGACUUCAUUUUAGAAGUCUUAAAUUCCACCUGUCAUUUCUUCGCUUUACAAAAAUGUCGAGACGAACCGUUCCAACGAUCCGUGAACGCCUUGAAGGCAUGUCAGUGAAGCAACGGAUCGGAAUUGUGCUCGGAGGUUUGGUUGCCCUCGCCUUCAUCAUUACGUUUUUUACCUUUGAACGACAGAUAUUUCAACUUUUGGAGCCGGCUGUUAUAUAUUUUCGCAAAUCAAGCGCCGGGAUGUGGGUGAUGGCGUGCGUCAUGUGCGCAACAUGUAUCUUUCCUCUAUUCGGCUACGGUGUUGUAUCAAUGGUGUGUGGUUAUGUUUUCGGCAUGCCAAAAGGAUUCAUACCAGCUUUUGUCGGUGACAUUGUAGGCGCAUCAGCGGGUUUUUGGUUGUACCGCCUUGCUUUCCGGAAAUAUAUUUAUCGCAAAUUCAAUGAUAACAUUGAUUUCAGGGAAAUGUCCAAAGCGGUCAGCAAGGAUGGUAUAUUUGUACUAUUUUUGAUCCGUCUCUCAUCAUUUCCUUUCGCGGUCUUGAACGCCUAUUUCGGCUCCAUGACAAAAUUGCCUUACUACAAAUUCAUUCUCGCCACGACUCUUUCCACGCCGCGCUUGUUCCUCCCCAUUUUCAUUGGGCAUAAUCUUUCAAGCCUCGCUAACCCAGAUAUAACUGGAACGGAUCGUGUCUUGAAGUGGGUAGGGAAUAUUCUGGGGAUCAUCAUUGCUCUAGGAGUGGGCUGGUAUAUCUAUCGACACACAAAUAGAAGGAUCGAGAGAAUUAAUGCAGGGCUUGCAGCAGAAGAAGGCGAAGAGGACAAUGAGUUCGAAGAACGCUACCGACAACAGCAUUUAGAACAUGCGAUCUAUACAUCACAAAGUCCGGUCCAAGGCGGGGCUCCAUUUAAUCCAGCCGAACCUUUGGACAAACACAAGCAUAGUAGCACCUCUGACAUCACUGUCAGCAUGGAAGAGCUGGAGAUCCUUCAAACGUCAGCUUCCGGUCAGGUACGCUCCGCAGAAACAAUUGUUGAGACUAUAGACUCUCAGCAGGGGAAAACGAAUCAAAAUUAGAAAUGAUAUACGUUCAGCUAAUAAUAAACGAUCACUAUUUCUAAAUAAAUCAG
Molecule: messenger RNA, 1167 nt
Organism: Lobosporangium transversale
Lineage: Eukaryota; Fungi; Mortierellomycota; Mortierellomycetes; Mortierellales; Mortierellaceae
Product: snare associated Golgi protein-domain-containing protein
Exons: 8
Coding region: 95-1114 (339 amino acids)
Biological process (GO): vesicle-mediated transport; mitotic spindle elongation
Cellular component (GO): Golgi membrane
Source: RefSeq, a predicted model, not a curated record